Toxotes jaculatrix (banded archerfish) is the source of this 3217-nucleotide messenger RNA. It is a transcript of the gene dcun1d2b, whose product is annotated as DCN1, defective in cullin neddylation 1, domain containing 2b. Gene Ontology annotation, molecular function: ubiquitin-like protein binding; ubiquitin conjugating enzyme binding; cullin family protein binding. Gene Ontology annotation, biological process: positive regulation of ubiquitin-protein transferase activity; protein neddylation. Gene Ontology annotation, cellular component: ubiquitin ligase complex. The record is from RefSeq and is a predicted model, not a curated record. NCBI's taxonomy places the organism in Eukaryota, Metazoa, Chordata, Actinopteri, Toxotidae.
AUGCGCACCGGGGGUAAUUGGAUCUCAACUUGCAAAACAGCGGGUGAUAAAAUGCACAAGUUGAAGUCAUCACAGAAGGACAAGGUUCGGCAGUUCAUGUCCUUCACGCAAGCCGGGGAGAGGACAGCCGUGUACUGCCUGAUGCAGAAUGACUGGAAACUAGAAGUCGCCACAGACAACUACUUCCAAAACCCAGACCUCUACUACAAAGAAUCCAUGAAAACCUCAGUGGAUCGCAAGAAGCUGGAGCAGCUCUACAACAGAUACAAAGACCCCCAGGAUGAGAACAAGAUAGGCAUUGAUGGGAUCCAGCAGUUCUGUGAUGACCUGACCCUGGACCCAGCAAGCAUGAGCAUACUUGUGGUGGCGUGGAAGUUCAGGGCGGCCACACAGUGCGAGUUCAGCAGGAAAGAGUUCCUGGAUGGCAUGGCUGAGCUGGGCUGUGACAGUCCUGAAAAACUUAAGGCGAUCCUUCCCAGACUAGAGCAGGAGUUGAAAGACACAGGAAAGUUCAAAGACUUCUACCAGUUUACCUUCAAUUUUGCUAAGAACCCCGGCCAGAAAGGUUUAGACCUAGAAAUGGCUGUGGCUUACUGGAAUCUAGUUCUCACAGGUCGCUUCAAGUUCUUGGAUCUUUGGAACCGGUUCCUGCUGGAGCAUCACAAGCGGUCAAUUCCCAAGGACACAUGGAACCUCCUCCUGGACUUUGGCAAUAUGAUUGCAGACGACAUGUCAAACUAUGACGAGGAAGGGGCGUGGCCUGUCCUCAUAGAUGACUUUGUGGAGUUUGCUCGGCCAAUUGUGACAGGGAGUAAACGCAGCACAACAUAGUGUUUGUUCCAGGUUCAUGCAGUGGAUGGAGUUUAUGUUUUCUUCCAAUUUUUUUUUUCUUGAAUGAGAAUUUUUAUACAAAUGAGCCAAAAAGAGACUACUUCUCAAUAAGCCUGUCUGCAGCUUGUCGUUAAGAUUGUUCUUCCAACUGCAUAAGAUGCCUUCAUUGGGGAGUGACCUGGAAAACCAGUUCAGAGAGGAAAGCUGGAGGGAAAUCAGCAGGAGAGAGAGAUGAUGUUUUUCUUUUUGUUGUUGUUCGCUGGCAAGGACAGACUUUGUGAUUGCAAUAUGGAAACAAUGGGUACCCUAAAACUCGUCACUCUUGGGCAAAUCACCAAUGGGUGUGGCUUCGAACUGCUGCUGUGGACUUGGCUCACUAACCUGCACCCUUGGCACAGUGAGGAGGGACAGUAAAGAGUGAGCUUUCAGCACAUGCAGAGGAUUAAGUUAUAGAUGCAGUAGGAUGUGGCCUCCUAACCUUGUCAGUUGAGAAUGGAACCGUGUGUUAAAAUCUGCAUGUUUUUGUCAGCUAGUGUGAAGCAGUGCCAUGGAUGCCGAGGAGGAAAAAAAAAGUUAUCUACAUUAUUUUCACUGAGAUUGCGAAUGUGUAGCUCUCUUACAAUCACACUGAGAGUGGAGAAAAAAGCGUGCUUGCUCGUUAUUGUGUGUUUGUAUGAGUGUGAGUGUGUGUGUUUUGAGGGGGGGUGAAACAUAUUGCCUCUUUUACAAUACAAUGCUAAAUAUUUUCAUUUUGUUUUAUUAAUAUAAGAAGUUAAGAAAUUAUUCACCUUGACUGAGCAACAGUGGAAAAAGUUCAGAUCCACAUUUUGUAUCCCGAAGGAGAGGUGGACAGAGCAGCAUGCUUUUCGAGCUCAGCACCAGCAGCAUCGCUAUUGUUACAGUUGUAAAAUACUGUGCUCAUAGAAAGCAAAAUAGAAGAACAACAAUGUAUAUCUGAGAAAACAGGUAAUUACAUUUAAUGUCAUGCUUAGAACAUAAGAAGCAUUUACAGUAGGAUCCUCAUUUUUAAAGAGCUGUCGCGUUACAUUUGUUAGUUUGAGUUUUGCAGUGUGUAAACUGCUGUACACAAAGAGAAACUGACUGGCACAUUGACUGUUUUCUAUUAUCCAGGUGAUGCUGACUUGCCAACUCUACAAACUGCACUGAUUUACACUUUUUAUGUUUUGGGAUUUUUUUUUUUAAUAUUAGGCAGCACCAUAUACAGCUACAGAGCUACUGAGUUUAUGUGACACUAGAUUUCACUUACACUCUAUAGACGUUUUGAAAUGAACAUCUACAUCCCAGCCAAGAGUAUUUUAACUGUUUGUUUACAUUGCUUGAGGUUUUAGUCUGUUGCUUUUCAUGUAUUUGCAACUGUAGGGCAACAAUGGCAUGUUAAAGUACCAUAGAACUACUACAGAGAAAAACAUGUCGCACGUACUUGUGCUGCCAUCUAUGGGCGACUGUGCAGUAUAGUAUUUCUCAGUCUACUAUAGUCCAGUGCUACAUCAUAGCUAGAUGUAGCUUGUGGUCGCAAGUAAAUGAGAACACCUGAUCAAAUCCAGCUGUGAUGUGGUCAGGAGACUUGAGUUUUAGCCAUGCUUUCUGUCCUAAACAGCGAUGAACUACGCUGAUCUUGUUCUCCCAAUUGUUGUCACCAUGAUAAAACCUUUGCCAUGUGAAAUGAGGAUGGAUCAUUUCCCUCUCAACAGCAAACUACAGGGGAAACACUUACCUUUCAUUAGGAAUGAAUAGGUUGACAAACUUAUUCUUAAUUCUUAAUUUCUCAUAUUUAUGUAAACAUAAACUAUGGUGGUGUUCAUGAAUGUAGACUUUGAGAAGUUGAGGCAAAUCAGAAUGGAAGUUCAUUAUGAUUUCUGUCCCAGAGUGAAUGCAGAUGAAUGGCUUCAUCAGAAAUCAGCUUCAUGAUGACUGUAAAACAAUCAGUGCAGGAGCUGGUAAAUGUGUCACGUUGUUCAUCUUUGUAGCUAGAAAAGGUAGAUGUGUGUUGGUUCAAUGAAAUAUACGAACUGUCAGUACUGUUAAUUGUUUUGUGCAAACCUGUCAUGGUCAGGACAGUGAGAUGGUGUGAAAGCUUUUCCACGUCAGUUGUUGUUGACUUUACGAUUUGACGGCAUCUGUGGUUCAGAGGCAAGAAUGCGUGGCAUCUUUCAGUAUUCAGUAUGCUAAUAUGGUACAUUUGAGGCGUUUUUAUUUGUCAAAUGUGUGUUCAACUGUUUCUAGUCAUGCCGAUCAUUCAUCAAAACAGUAUUAUUUUUGCCGGCAGGAAAACAGGUAUUUUACAGAAUAUUAUGUUUCAUCACAGAAGCGUACCAUACAUUGUUUUCUUUAAGGAGGUUGUCAAUAAAGCAUGUUGUUUUUAAAA